AACUCUGUUAUUGAAAUGCAACACUGUGCCGAAAAAAAUAUAAUAUUCUCAAUUAUAAUUUUUGUUUGCAAAAAUUGUGAAUUAUCACUACAAAACAAUUGUUUAAAUUUAAUAAAUUUUUUAAAAAUAUGACGCCAAAACCCGUUGAGGUAGUUAUAUGCCGAACCUGUGUUGGAGAAUGUAAAGAAUAUAAAUCAUUAUUUAAACAAGGCCUAAUAAUGGGAGAGGUGUCGACGUUGGCGUCUUUGCUGGCAUUUUGUACAAAUCUGGAAUUCGUGGAUGAUGAAAACAGUGAAUUGCCCCCAUUUAUAUGUACAAAUUGUAUACAGGAUUUGGUAAAAUCGUACGUGUUUAAGAAAAAAGUAUUGCAGGCUAAUGAAAUACUGAGCGGCAGUGUAGAUGAAGUUGAAGGAUUUGUUGAGGAAGGCAGGAAGGGGGAAUCCAAGGAAAAUGUUAUUGUGAUAAAUGAAGCGGAAGCGGAUUUGCAAGAGUUAGCGGAAGCAGCUCAAAUGAAAAGGGAACAAUUAGAGCAACAAAUUUUCAAUGUUGAAAAUGAAGAAAAUGAUAAUGGUGAGGAAUAUCUACAAUUAACGGUGCUCGAUAAUGAGGGAGAAGAGGACACUCAACAACACAAUGAUCAUGAGGGCGAUGAUGAUCUAGAGCAAGAAGAAAUUGAAAUGGAAUAUAUGGAGCAAGAUGUAGCUGAAACAACAGAAAUCUAUCAUACAACUAUUAUCAGCGAUGAAAUGCAACAUAUGCAGAGCAGUGAAGAAAUGGAACAAGAGCCACAAAUACAACACCAAGAAGAUGUUGAAGAUGACGAAGGAAAAGUUGAAUACGAAAUACAAGUAAAUGAUAUUGAAGAAGAUUAUGCCGAACUGUUAACGGAAAGUCAAGAUGGUAUGUCACAACAUAGUUAUAAACGUCCCAUGGAAGACAACACCAACUCGGGUUCAGAAAAUAGUUUUGGAAAUCCUGCCAGAAGACGAAGAACAAAUUCUUCGGGUAAACCACCUAAUCCUGAUUAUCAGUGCAAGGUUUGUGGCAAACAAUUGAGCAACUCAAAUUCUUUUAAAUAUCACAUGAAAUUACAUUCAGAUGAAACUCCCUACAAAUGUGAAGUAUGUGGUGAAGCUUUUAAAACUCGCAAUGCCUAUGAUGGUCAUAUAUCCAUACAUAAUCCCAACAAUCCCAAUACAUGUAAACUAUGCGGUAAAUCCUAUCGUCAAGCCUCCUCUUUACGCAUGCACAUGUUAACACAUUCUGGUGUUAAACCCUUCACUUGUGAAAUUUGUGGCAAGAGUUUAACCCAAAAGUCGGGCUAUAAAAAGCAUAUGCUCACACACACCGGCGAAAAACCUUAUUCCUGCGAUAUAUGUGGAAAAUCCUUUUGUAUCUCGAGUAAUAUGUUGGUUCAUCGUCGUACUCACACAGAUCAAAAGCAGCAUCAAUGUACGGAAUGUGAUAAAUCAUUUCUUACCGCCGAUCAAUUGAAACGUCAUGUCAUUAUACACUCGAAUGAAAGACCUUUUAGUUGUGAUAUCUGUGGAAAACUAUUUAAACGUCAAACUGCUUGGCGUUCACAUUGUCAAUCCCAUCAGGAUCCUAAGCCUAAGAAACCAAUUGAAUUAUUAUAUUCAGAUGAAUAUGAUGAAAAUAAUCGAGAUAAAACUACAGUUGUGGAGAUAUUUUAAACUUAAUACAACAGCAGCAGCAUACUUGUCAUUAGUUGUAAUAGAUACUAUUUUUUAACGCUAUUUUGUUUUAUGAAAAUAUACUUAUACAUAUGUGUAUGUUAAAUGUUAACUAUAGCCAAA
This is a messenger RNA of Lucilia sericata (common green bottle fly), 1817 nucleotides long. Its product is annotated as zinc finger protein 121. The transcript has 2 exons. Gene Ontology annotation, cellular component: nucleus. Gene Ontology annotation, biological process: regulation of DNA-templated transcription. The record is from RefSeq and is a predicted model, not a curated record. Bases 129 to 1694 code for a protein of 521 amino acids. Gene Ontology annotation, molecular function: DNA-binding transcription factor activity, RNA polymerase II-specific; zinc ion binding; RNA polymerase II cis-regulatory region sequence-specific DNA binding. NCBI's taxonomy places the organism in Eukaryota, Metazoa, Arthropoda, Insecta, Diptera, Calliphoridae.